CCGAGUCCAUCAUCUACCGGAGAAAGACUAAACUUUGAGACCGACCCUCCAAUUACUGACCCUCCAAUCACAGACAACCUUCCUGUCACCGACGACGACCUUCCCAAGAUGGCUGCCGACUCCGCCUCUGACGACAGCAAGUUCCUGCGGCAGGACGACGACUUCAGGAACAGUGGUGUGGGGCAGGCUGAUUGGUCGGCCAAGAAGAUGGUGUGGAUCCCGUCAGAGAAGGAGGGGUUUGAGGCCGCCAGCAUCAAGGAGGAGAAGGGAGACGAUGUGCUGGUAGAGUUGGCUAACGGUAGGAAAGCGACAGUCAACAAGGAUGACAUCCAGAAGAUGAACCCUCCUAAGUUCAGUAAGGUGGAGGACAUGGCAGCUCUAACCUGUCUCAACGAGGCCUCUGUCCUCCACAACCUCAAAGAGAGGUACUUCUCCAGCCUCAUCUACGUGAGUACACUCUUACAACAAAUGGGUUCCUAA
Oncorhynchus keta (chum salmon) is the source of this 480-nucleotide messenger RNA. RefSeq names its product myosin-11-like. Bases 109 to 480 code for a protein of 123 amino acids. Lineage: Eukaryota; Metazoa; Chordata; Actinopteri; Salmoniformes; Salmonidae. Gene Ontology annotation, molecular function: ATP binding; cytoskeletal motor activity; actin filament binding. Gene Ontology annotation, cellular component: myosin complex. The record is from RefSeq and is a predicted model, not a curated record. The transcript has 3 exons.